CAAGCUUUAUAAUAAAACCUCCCGGGGACAACUAGUCGGCGAAGCGUGUGCCGUUGCGCCGCUGGACGAGGCCUCUUUGCACCAGAUAGAAGUGGAGGAUGGUCCGUCUGCGCUAGCUACCAUGGAGGGCGCUGCGGGAGAAGCAAAAACUGCAGUGAAUACGCAUGAGGUAGUACCUGGAUCGUCUUCUGGUGACAUGAUCACUGCACGAGCUUGCGGAGAUACUAAAGCAGUUGCAAGUUCCAGCUCGCCGGGGCGCUCGAACCGGAAAGCUCUUGGGACAGGCGCAUCGAAUCUGGAAAGGCAAUUGCGCCAGAACCGACAACGCGCGUAUAAUCACUCGAAUAUUCUCCUGUCCGGCAAUGCUGCACGUCCCAUGGCGUUGUCGCCUGAAGACGCUGAGAUGGGUUCGCCCCCUCUAGAUGAGGACCAACAUGUAGUCGGUAAAAGUGGAAGGGCGGUUGCUUCCUCGCCUGCGUCGAUUCGUGCGGCGGGAUGGGGGACGUAUCCGCCGGGCAGUAGCGGGGACGAAAGAACAACGUCUCACGUGACAUCCUACGAACCAGCAUCGAGUCGUCAUUCAAGCCAAGGCCAGCUUCUCGGGAGCGAUCCCUCCAUAAGCCCAAAUGGGCUGGUAGGAGCCAAUAGGGCUGGACAGCAUAGAAAUCUUUCAGGAGUAAGUGGCGUGGGUGGCAGCGACGAACCAGUAGAUUCGAAUGCUGGCGUGUGUGGGACUACCGCGAACAAGGCUAGCAUGGAUGGCAUUCCGGGGACCAGCGAGGCCGUCACGAAUGGCGCGGCUGUUGUUGGUAGUGAAUCAGUAACACGCGAAGCGGAAAGACAAGCUCACUCGAGCCACGCAGUGCACACCUCAGUCAAAAAGGGCGCAUCAGCGUCAGCUAAUGCGGUCCACAGUGUGGAUGGCAAGAUGCAGGCAGAAACGCCGGCGUUGACAACGAACAUGAUCAAACGCAUGAAUGAGCAGCAGCCCCAAAAGCAUGAUGCACUCUCGUCUCGGGUCGGGCAAUUGCAAACGGAGAAACUAAAAAGAAAAUUCCAACCACCAACAGCUUUGAUGGAGAAAACUGAGGAAGACGAAGGUGAGGCAAAGGGCAUAGCGGAGAGUGAUGAAGAUUACACGGGUCAGUCCAGAGAAUUUCGAAGUGUCCUUCAGUCGCGGACCAGUGGCCACUCACCAAGUCGGCCAUCCAAGCCAACAAAACCGAUCAAUAAUCCGUCAAACAACUACGUGAAAUCCCACCAGAGUGGGAGUCUAGAGUUCCGCUUAGUUCCCGUGCAAUGUGCGCAAUCGUCGUCUACCCCUGUGCACAGGGGAGAAUCAUCAGAGGUUCACCUGGAAGUCGGCGGUACUCUUGGAAGAGCGUCAAGCGCGCACGUGGACCAGCUCAGUGAACUCUCAGGUGGAGGCGCGCAGUACCCGAUCUACGCCACUCAUCAGGGCACGGGAGGUGCACGUCCAUACCACUCCGAGCCGGUGCGGAGUGUCGGACAACCGUGGCCGGCUUGGGAUUCUAUGACGCCUCCUUUGAGCACGGACAACAUCAGCAGCAUGCGCGCUAUAAGUUCGGAAGGCAGAAGCUUCGUGACCGGUGUAGAGGUGCCGAGCUCGGUAGCGCAGACUGGACGUAACAUCUCAGAGAGCAAGCUUUCCGGGCAGACUAGAGGGGAUUCGAGUAAUGCACAGCUGCAGCCAGAGACUGGGGAAACGUCGGGCAGAGCGAGAACAGCCGACACGCAACUAGCCAGUCCACCUGGGGAGGGUCCCUCCAGCGAGGAAUGCAUCCCGCGGGAAAUUAGCAGCGGCGUGACCAGUAGUGGGAGGCGCUCCCCGCACGAGAGCUCCUCGAACGGGGGGAACAACGCGGGCUCCUCAAACUAUGGCAACGUCUCGAGUCACUACGGCAGCAGCAGUCGCUCUUACGAAUUGAGCAGCAACGAGGCCCCUG
Molecule: messenger RNA, 1967 nt
Organism: Amoebophrya sp. A25
Lineage: Eukaryota; Dinophyceae; Syndiniales; Amoebophryaceae
Source: the annotation of a GenBank genome assembly